This is a messenger RNA of Suillus bovinus, 2277 nucleotides long. RefSeq lists its product as uncharacterized. The record is from RefSeq and is a predicted model, not a curated record. The transcript is spliced from 18 exons. Gene Ontology annotation, biological process: actin cytoskeleton organization; actin filament bundle assembly. Gene Ontology annotation, cellular component: plasma membrane; actomyosin contractile ring; cell projection. Lineage: Eukaryota; Fungi; Basidiomycota; Agaricomycetes; Boletales; Suillaceae. Gene Ontology annotation, molecular function: actin lateral binding; calcium ion binding. The coding region runs from base 186 to 2030 and encodes 614 amino acids.
AUCAUCACGUCUUGAAUUGUCUCCAUAUAUAUAAGCGAACGCUUCGAUAGGCUUCGAUAGUACCAAGCAUCUCUAGGAGCACCCCUUCACGUCGAGCGGAUCGAGUCAACUGGCAACGCGAUUUCUUCGAGUUUCAAGUGCUGCUCACCGAUAUACAGUGAACUAGCUGUACAGUGUCAACUGCAAUGGAUUCAACUCAAGAAAGAACCUUCUGCAAGUGGCUAAACACCAAACUUGAAGCAAAUGGUUAUCCACCUAUGCACUCGCUCGUCCAAGACCUUUCGGACGGCGUGCGCUUAAUCCAGCUCAUGGAAAUAAUGGGUGAUACAUCCCUCGGAAGAUACAAUAAGAACCCCCGAAUGCGCGUCCAGAAGGCAGAGAAUGUCAACAAAGCACUGGAAUUCAUACGACAACGCGGUAUAAAAUUAACAAAUAUUGGGCCAGAAGAUAUCAUCGACGGUAACUUGAAACUGAUCUUGGGUAUGAUCUGGACCUUGGUCUUGCGCUUUACCAUCGCAGACAUCAGUGAGGAAGGCCUUUCGGCGAAGGAAGGCUUGCUGCUUUGGGCCCAACGCAAAACUGCGCCCUACAAAGAAGUUGAUGUACAAGACUUCUCCAUAAGUUGGUCGGAUGGGCUGGCGCUCUGUGCGUUAAUCCAUUGUCAUCGGCCCGAGCUCCUGGAUUAUGACAAACUUGACAAGUCCAAUCGACACGGUAAUACCCGCCUGGCAUUUCAAGUAGCCGCAGACCAUCUUGAUGUUCCACAACUCCUUGAGGUAGAGGACCUGUGCGAUUCGACGCGUCCAGACGAACGCAGUGUCAUGACCUAUAUUGCAAGUUAUUUCCACGCCUUCUCAACGAUGGAUCAAGCUGAAACUGUUUCCCGACGUGUAGAAAAAUUUGCUGAACUAAUGCAAUCCGUUUGGACGAGCAAAAAUGAUUAUGAGCGUCGAGCUCGCGCUCUCCUACAUGCACUUUCUGAGGUCCAGAAAACGUGGUCAACCAGCCGUUUUACUGGCUCAUAUACAGAUGCGAAAGAACAAUCCACCACUUUUACAACUUACAAACACACAACCAAGCGUACAUGGGUCACAGAGCGACAGGACGUCACUACACUCCUUGGCAACAUACAAACGAAGCUUCGGACGUACGGGCUGACAGAAUACAUCCCUCCCCUUGGUCUCGCGCUUUCGGACCUCGACGACGCAUGGAAUGACCUGCUUCAAUCUGAAGCCAAAAGGUCACGGGCAAUUAAUGCACAGAUACGGCAGAUCAAAGAGUCGUUGCGGAAAGAAUUCGCGGAUCUAGCUAAUGAUUUCUCGCAACGUCUGCACACCAUAUCAUUGGAACUCUCGGGUGUCGCGGGGCCGCUAGAGACCCAGCAAGACCAGGUCAAAAAAAUUCAAACCCGCCUGCCGACGUUAUCUGAAGCCCUGACGCGUGUGGCAAAGGCAGAGCAAGACUGCGUCGCAGCAAAUGUAGAAGAGAACGACUACACUGUGUUCACAUGUCAAGACCUUGAGUUUGAACUAGGACUUGUAGCGCAGAGCCUCACGAAGAAAAUAUCUUUCAUUGACAAUCAGAUUGUGUCCCGAAAUAUGACCAACCUAACACCUGCACAACUGGAGCAAUUUGAGAGUACUUUCCGGUACUUCGACCGCGACGAGACCAACACGUUGAGCUUGACAGAGACGAGCGCAGCUCUCGCUAGUCAGGGCCUUGUGUACUCUGAUGAAGACAUGACUUAUAUCUACGACCAGCUGGUACAAGACUACGGCGCGGUCACUUUUGAAGCAUUCAUCAAUCUCUUGGUUGACAUCACGGAGGAUCAAACGUCACCGGAGCAACUGCGCGAAUCAUUCCGUGGAAUUGCGGGUGACAAACCUUUUGUGACUGAACUCGAUUUACGCCUGGCUCAGUUGCCCGUAAGUGCAGUCGACUACUUGAGUCAGGUGAUACCGUCGACAAACAAUGAGGUGGGAGAACCCGAGUAUGACUAUGAGACUUGGCUCCGGGACGUCUUUGCAUAGUGUGAAGCAGUAGACCCUGACUCUAUGGAGUAAAGAAGGUUUUGUGGAAUUACGAGGUUGGGAAUUUUAACUUUGAGCUUCCAUGAUGUAGUGUCAGCACGAAUCGUGCAAUCUUCACAGCAUCAUUUCUGCUGUGUCUUGUCUACGCGAAGGGUGGCCCGCGACGGCAGAGCCCCUUACUGUUGGUAUAUUGAGUCAUUGAUUGGUGUUACAAAUACAAGCGUCCUACACAGACGAGUCGCGAGAA